UCAGCUGCGCAAUACAGAGACACCACCCGGUCUGCCAUGCCUCGCUCGUUCCUCGUCAGGAGUAAAAGGACCCAUCUGCUCGGCCCAGCUAAGGACAGCUACAGGCAGCAUUCCCAGGACCACACAGAUGCCCACCAGCCUGUGCAGCAUGUGAUGGGACAGGUCAGGAGGUGUCCUGAAGAUGCUGUGCAGCCUUUGGCCCCCAUGUUUGGGGUCAAAGACCUUCUGGGUGAAGGCGUCUCACCCUGGGAUGGGAUGGCAGUCCAGUCCCUCAGGGCCCCCACAGAUGAUUCUCGGCCUUCAGCCCCCACAGAAAACAGAGAAGCUCCUCUGCCAGUCUCACCUUGGACGGUCGACAGACACCAGGCAUCCGCCAGAGAGAGACAACUGGAGGGACUCGUCUUCAUGUUGCUCAACCACACAUCUCACACUGACCUUAAAUCCCCUGUCAGCGAGUGUCCGCUCUGUGACAAGUCUUUCUCGGAGGCCUCAUUAUCAGGAGGUGGCCUGCAGGCUCAUCUUCACAAGACCCUCUCUGUCCCAUUGAUGAGAUCACCCACUGCCACAGACGUGUCCCAUGUGCCCUUUGGCUUCAGAGCGAUAGGCAGCUAUAGAGCGAAGGAGCGUAGCUUUGGCUGCAAGGUGUGUGGGAAGGUGUUCAAGCGCUCGUCCACCCUGUCCACACACCUCCUCAUCCACUCAGACACGCGGCCCUACCCCUGCCAGUACUGCGGCAAAAGGUUCCACCAGAAGUCAGACAUGAAGAAACACACCUUCAUACACACAGGUGAGAAACCACAUGUGUGCAAGGUGUGCGGUAAAGGAUUCAGUCAAAGCUCCAACCUCAUCACCCACAGCCGAAAGCACAGCGGCUACCGGCCGUUCAGCUGCCCCCGCUGUCAGCUCAGCUUCCAGCGCAGGGUUGACCUACAGCGCCACCGAGAGACGCAGUGUGGAUAUGGAGACAUGUUCACUCAAACCUGAGUCCUUGAAGCAAAGAAGAGAUGGCAAGACUGUGAAGUGGCAUUUGUAAAUAAUUUUAAAUUAUCUGUAACUGUAAAAGUCAGAAGAAUAUGCAUCAUGUUACACUUUGCAUGCUUAAAAAUAAACUUAAUUGAUUGUGUAA
Messenger RNA from Epinephelus lanceolatus (giant grouper), 1126 nucleotides. RefSeq lists its product as uncharacterized. NCBI's taxonomy places the organism in Eukaryota, Metazoa, Chordata, Actinopteri, Perciformes, Serranidae. The record is from RefSeq and is a predicted model, not a curated record. Gene Ontology annotation, molecular function: RNA polymerase II cis-regulatory region sequence-specific DNA binding; DNA-binding transcription factor activity, RNA polymerase II-specific. Gene Ontology annotation, biological process: regulation of transcription by RNA polymerase II.